This is a messenger RNA of Symbiodinium sp. CCMP2592, 687 nucleotides long. NCBI's taxonomy places the organism in Eukaryota, Dinophyceae, Suessiales, Symbiodiniaceae. The record is from the annotation of a GenBank genome assembly.
AUGGAAGCUUGGGGAGACGUAUUCUCCCAGCUUGCCAGAACGUGUCGCAUUGCCGUUGACUUGUUGACCGGAAAUCUGAGCUGCUGCGAGGCCACCACGGUCGUCGAAGAAGAGGUCACUGUCAGUUUGAAGAACAGAGAGGACCAGAACGAGGAAGAGACAGCCGAGCGUGCUGCGCUGGGUCCUGAUGCCGUUCUGUGCACGCCAAGAAAGGCAACUGACCCCACCAGGAUGAUGCUAACACCAUCGACUGUGUGCUCGGACAAAGAGGAGGAGGAGGCAGAAGCUGCGAUGUUCAAGAGCCAGGGCGCGCCUGGUCUCAACGACCUCCCUCCGGAGCUCACCAGGAACAUGGCAGGUUUUCUCCACGUUACUGGUUACUUAUCCCUCCGCGCCGUCUCCCGCGACGAAUCUUCGAAGAAGGCACUUGGAGACGACAUCGAUGAAAGAAGGCUGAACUGGGAAGUGCUGAACCCAGAGCAUGGCGCUGCCGUCUACAAGCGGAACUUCAGCCUCGUUGGCAGCAUGUACACCUUGAAGAUGAAGGGGUCCAUCCUGCACGGCUGGCCAGAGUUCGAGCUCAGAAAGGCCUCAGAGACCGUCGAACGACGGACGCUGCCUUUGCUGCGGCAGCGUUUGCUGCAUCGCCGCUGCCGGCUGAAGAUGGUUCAAAGCAGCGCGGGGUGA